UCUCUCUCUUUUUCCGGCAUCGUGUAUGCUAGUGGACACAUUUCAUCGGAGCUAGAUCACAAUGGCCGAUACAGCUAAGAAGCCAGCUGCCAAGAAGGGCGCCGAUAAGGCCGCCAAAGGUGCUAAAGCCGCCCCAGUUGUGGUGAAGGGUGUCAAGAAGUCGCAAACCAAGGAGGCAAUUUUGGCUCGUACCCACAAGCCCAAGGGACAACGUACUGCAAAGACAGCUCUGCCCUACCAGAAGAAAAGCUACGGACGCCUAUGGGCUAAAGCGGUUUUCACUGGAUACAAGCGUGGUCUCCGCAAUCAGCAUGAGAAUCAUGCCAUCCUGAAGGUUGAGGGUUGCCGUAACCGUAAGAACGUCCUGUUCUACAUCGGCAAGCGCUGCGUGUAUGUUUACCGAGGAAAGGCGAAACGUAAUGCACCUGGAGCCGCUGAAAAGAAGUCUAACAUUCGCGCAAUCUGGGGCAAAAUUACCCGCUCCCAUGGUAACAGCGGCAGUGUGAGGGCCCGUUUCAAGACUAACCUGCCUGGACACGCUAUGGGACAUCGCAUCCGGAUCAUGCUGUACCCAUCCAGGAUCUAGGUGAACUAAACUUACUGUGUAAAUUUAAAACAAACCACAAUAAACGAAAGAGGUUAUUCCUAUAAACAGCUA
Sabethes cyaneus is the source of this 658-nucleotide messenger RNA. RefSeq names its product 60S ribosomal protein L35a (gene RpL35A). Lineage: Eukaryota; Metazoa; Arthropoda; Insecta; Diptera; Culicidae. The transcript is spliced from 3 exons. Gene Ontology annotation, cellular component: ribosome; cytosolic large ribosomal subunit. Gene Ontology annotation, biological process: ribosomal large subunit biogenesis; cytoplasmic translation. The coding region runs from base 62 to 586 and encodes 174 amino acids. Gene Ontology annotation, molecular function: structural constituent of ribosome. The record is from RefSeq and is a predicted model, not a curated record.